AUGUCUUCCUCCUACUUCACCUUCCAAUGGCCCCGUCCACAGGACAACAACUUCAUCUGCUGGCACCGCGGCUUCGACAACCCCAACCGAAACAUCAUGGUCGCCCUCCUCGUCCCCUGGAUCCAAUGGCCCAACAACCCCCUCGACGACGCAAACUCCCACUGGACAGUCAUCCAGGACAAGGCGCACCAGGCUGUAACCCAGUGGCGCCGAGCUCUCCGGGAAAAGGUCUCGGGUGAAGGACAUCAGAAGCACAUGAAGCUCACGAGUAUCAUCCUCAUGAAUUCGCAGCUGAGACUGACUGUUGAUAGCUUGGGAGAGGGCGAGGAGCACAUGAUGCUGUUCUAUGGGUUUGCGGCGGAUGAGUUGAUGGACAUGGAGGAUGUCAGGGAUGUCAGGAUGGGUAAGAGUGUUAUCAAGUGGAUUGGCGAUGGACAGGAUGCGUAUCCUGUUUUGAGAAACUUUAGGUCGAGGGUAUGA
Messenger RNA from Fusarium pseudograminearum CS3096, 480 nucleotides. RefSeq lists its product as uncharacterized. The coding region runs from base 1 to 480 and encodes 159 amino acids. NCBI's taxonomy places the organism in Eukaryota, Fungi, Ascomycota, Sordariomycetes, Hypocreales, Nectriaceae. The record is from RefSeq and is a predicted model, not a curated record. Gene Ontology annotation, biological process: bacterial-type flagellum assembly. The transcript has a single exon.